This is a messenger RNA of Nyctereutes procyonoides (raccoon dog), 795 nucleotides long. Its product is annotated as basic proline-rich protein-like. The transcript is spliced from 2 exons. Lineage: Eukaryota; Metazoa; Chordata; Mammalia; Carnivora; Canidae. The coding region runs from base 1 to 795 and encodes 264 amino acids. The record is from RefSeq and is a predicted model, not a curated record.
AUGGGAAAGAGCCAGAGCCAGAGCACGAGGUGGGAUGAAGGGGGAGAGGGAGGAGCAGGUGAAUUCAAAAUCACAGUAGAUUUUCGAACACUCCUCUCAGUAACUCUAGAAGCAGCAGAUAAGGUACUUCCCUCGGUCCGGGGGCGCGGGCACAGCAGGGCGCCAGCUAGCGAGGCCUCCCUUGCGUGCGAACCAGGGGGGUGUCUGGAGGCGAACCAGGGCCCCGGGACCCCCGGGGACGCAGGCGCGGCAGGAGGGAGGCCGCACACCGCGGGGCGCCAGGGGCGGCGGAGUCACCGGGUCGGGACGCAGCAUCCACCGGCAGCCGCGCUGGGAAUCGCCCGGAAAGGGAGUCACCUCCCCGGGGGCCCGGCCGCCAGGCGGGAGACUGGCAAGACCCCUGACCCGCCCGUUACCUCGGGGAAGGCUCCUUCCCGCCGCGCCCCCCGCCGGAGCCGCCCUGGAGGCCUCUGCGCCCCGCCGCGCCCCGCCGCGCCCCGGCUGCGCUCCCGGCCCCAGCCCCGCGGAGGGGGGCGCGCCGCUCCGGGGGUCCCGCGGCCCCCGCCCGCCUCCAGGCCCGAGCCCCUGCUCCACGCCCCACCCGCCCCCGGCCCCCGCGCCCCCCCUCCGCCGCGAGCCUGCACCUGUGACCCAGCCUUCGCCCGCGUCCCCUCCUCCUCCGCCUGCUCCGUGCGCUUGGCCCCACUGAGCCCCGGACCCGGGGCAGUACCUUCCCUCAGCCGCAGGGGCCUUGGAGAGAAUGCGGUAGCGAGAGGUGCCCCGCUUCCAGGCUGA